This is a messenger RNA of Moneuplotes crassus, 757 nucleotides long. Lineage: Eukaryota; Ciliophora; Spirotrichea; Euplotida; Euplotidae. The record is from the annotation of a GenBank genome assembly.
GGGAAGCUCCAGGAGUAUGACUCAGAUUACAGCGACGAAGAAGUUAAAGAGCAGAAGGCCCAAGAGGUCAUGGACAGAAGAAGAAUGUACUAUGAAAAGAAACUCAACAAGAAAUAAGCAAAAGAAAGUCACCAACUUUGACUUCAACGCACAACUCAAUGCUCUUGAUAAUAAGGGGAAAGAUGAUGUCAAAGCACCUGCUUUAGCUUCCCAAAUGAAGUUUAUAAAAGUAAGGGUCCACACGAGGCUUGAGCCGCAUAGAGAUCCCCAAAAAGGAGCCCAUGGGGAGAAACUAAUCCAUUUGGAAGGAGAGAUUGAGAUCUCUGACAAGCUCAAGUUUAGGGAGCUUUUCGAGAAAUCAGCGAAAUUGUUCAACCGCCAGCUUGAUAAUCAGAAGAUACAGCUAAAAAUCUCUGAUAAUCCUGUGAAAAGCAAUUUUAGGUUCGCUGAUAGUGAUGGCACACCAGAUAUAAACUUCCCAUGAUUUGACCAAGACCAGAAGGUUAGCGACUGCGGCGUCACUAAUAUCUGCCUUGUUGUUGAUAAAGGGGAGAUAGAACAGGUGAGCCUCAACUCGAGCAACUCUGAGUCAAAGAAACCAAUAAACACUAAUACUACUGCCAUGUCGUCAAUGAUUAGGAUUGAAGAAGAUGUUGAAGAGCCAAAGCCAGGAAGCAUUCAGAUAAAGCCCACAACGAAUAGGGAUCCAUCAAGACUUGGUCAGACAACACAACCUUGCAAAUGCAUAAUCUUCUAA